This is a messenger RNA of Spea bombifrons (plains spadefoot toad), 385 nucleotides long. RefSeq names its product protein S100-G-like. Gene Ontology annotation, molecular function: calcium ion binding; transition metal ion binding. Gene Ontology annotation, cellular component: cytoplasm; extracellular exosome. NCBI's taxonomy places the organism in Eukaryota, Metazoa, Chordata, Amphibia, Anura, Pelobatidae. Gene Ontology annotation, biological process: endothelial cell migration. The record is from RefSeq and is a predicted model, not a curated record. The transcript is spliced from 3 exons. The coding region runs from base 30 to 308 and encodes 92 amino acids.
CUGAACACUCCGACUCAUUAUCUGGAAUCAUGGCUGGAAACCUGGAAGCUAUCAUGGUUGGGCUGGUGGCCGUUUUCAAGAAGUACGCUGGAAAAGAUGGAGACGCACAAACCUUGAGCAAAAGCGAACUGACCGAACUGGCACUUAAGGAGUUCCCCACCUUGUCUAAAGCGGAGAACAAAGACAGCGUAUUAAAGGGCGUCUUCGGGCAGAUGGACAUGGAUGGUGACAACAAAGUGACCUUUAAGGAAUUUGUCAUUUUUUUCGGAUGUCUGACCAUCGCUCUGGAAGAACAUCUCGGCAGAUAGAGGGGGUGCAAACGAGAGGGUGUGAUUUUUCAUGUGAUAUGUUUCUUACAUUUGUCAAUAAAUUACUUUAAUAACAA